Erythranthe guttata (spotted monkey flower) is the source of this 1701-nucleotide messenger RNA. Lineage: Eukaryota; Viridiplantae; Streptophyta; Magnoliopsida; Lamiales; Phrymaceae. The record is from RefSeq and is a predicted model, not a curated record.
UUUUUUUUUUUUGGUUUUUUUUUUGUGUGGGUUUAUUGAAAGAAUUUUCCUGCAUUUGUUGUUUUAGGACACCUGGCGUCUCUGGUGAUUGAUGAAGGGCAGGAAUUUGAUUUACUUAAUCUGAAUAUUGUUCGUAGUAUUAGAGAGAACGGGCGAAAAUACUGGGGGUCGAAGAAACAAAUCUUGGUUUAAUUGUGAUUUUGUGAUGGGGUUGGAGUCGGAUUUGAAGGAACUUUUAUCAGGUAUUCCGAAAAAAAUCAAGAAAGAGGAAGAGUUUGUUGAUCCUAAGAAGAUCGAUAUCGAUGAGAAGUUGAACAGUGAAAAUAGAUUAGGUAAUGUGAAGGCUAGUGAAGAACACACUGGCGAUGAGGACUCUGUGAGUAGGAAAAGGAAGCGCGAAUGUUAUGUGGAGAUGCUGAAUUGGAUUCGUGAUGUCGCAAAAGAUCCUUGCUGCGCUGCUAUUGGUUCGUUGCCGGAGAGGCAAAAGUGGAAACAUUAUGGGAGUGAGCUGCAGUGGAAGCAGAUACUAUUGGUUCGUGAGGCUAUGCUUUCGAACAAGAAUGUCGAUGCAAAGUCUCAACAAUCAGUUUGGCAGAAGAAGCAAAAGAUGCAUCCAAGCAUAUACGAAGACAACGAUCAAUCCAAUUCCGAAAGGCUAAGAUACAGUCAGAGGCUAAUUUCCGCAAAAGAUUCUUCUAGAAGAACACGCGAACGCUUUAAUUCUGAAUCAUCUUCCUCUGGUUUUUUGACCGACGAGGAAAACGAUUCGACAGCAGAUUCUCCCACAUACUUGAGCAACCACCGCAGCAAGAAACCAGUUCGUGUGGGCCCCAUUUUUCAAGCAGAUUUGCCACAAUUAUCUGAAAUAAACGAUUAUCAAAGUGACUCCAAAUGGCUUGGUACCAAAACAUGGCCACUCGAUAAGGCAGAACCGAAAAAAUCCUUAAUCGAAAGAGAUCCGAUUGGAAAAGGAAAACAAGAAUCGUGUGGCUGCCAAUUGUCGGGUUCUUUCGAAUGUGUGAAGUUCCAUAUUAAUGAGAAAAGGAUGAAACUGAAGCUUGAGCUUGGGUCCGCUUUUUACAGGUGGAAAUUCAACGAGAUGGGUGAUGACGUGGCGAGUUCGUGGACAAAAGAAGAGGAAAAAAAAUUCAGGGAUAUAGUUGAGUCGAACAGAUUAUCUUCGGAGAAGCGCUUUUGGGAUGAGCUUUUCAAGUUUUUUAAUCGAAAAGGCAGAGAAGCUCUUGUGAGUUACUAUUUUAAUGUCUUUCUUCUGCGAAGAAGAGGUUUUCAGAAUAGGAGCAAUACUGCUGAAAUUCAUAGUGAUGACGAGGAAUCGGAAUUUGGGCCGAUUGGUAAUAGGUUUGGUCAGAGUGCUGCAAAUUCUCCAGGGUCGAUUUUUCGUUCGCCGAAGAAAUCUCAUUGAAUAGAAGAUAGUUUUAUUUUUUCGAGACGGUGUAAAUGGGAAAAGAAAAAUUAUAUGUUUCUCUAUUUUUCUCGAUUUUUGAAGUCUCUAAUGGUGAUGCAUAGGAAGAUAUAUAGAGACAAGGUUAGUGCAAUUGACAAGCUGAUCAGACCUUUUGUGUUCUCUCUUUUUUUCUUUUGUCUGUCAGCAAUUUUAGUUUUACCGAUAAACUCAGUAUGAAAUGAAUAUCAUUGUUUCUUAUAUUUGGAAAUAUCGAAAAUGGCAUCGAGAGUAUUUCU